Felis catus (domestic cat) is the source of this 2300-nucleotide messenger RNA. RefSeq names its product transmembrane 6 superfamily member 1 (gene TM6SF1). The record is from RefSeq and is a predicted model, not a curated record. The transcript has 10 exons. NCBI's taxonomy places the organism in Eukaryota, Metazoa, Chordata, Mammalia, Carnivora, Felidae. The coding region runs from base 511 to 1605 and encodes 364 amino acids. Gene Ontology annotation, cellular component: lysosomal membrane.
UUCCUGGACAAUCGUAGGGGUUGCUGCCCUCAUCCUGCUCCUGGUAGCCCUGCUGGCUCGUGUCCUCGUCAAAAGAAAACCACCCCGGGACCCGCUGUUCUAUGUUACAGAUUAAGAAGCUGAGAAACGAGGUCACGGUCGCAUCCUGAGACCAGCAUUGACCCCAAAGCCCGUGACCUUUGUGGCCCGAGCCGUUACCGCCUUCAAGCGCUUCCCCUGCCGGGAACUUUGCUGGGCGUUUACUCAUUCAGUGUCUGCUGUAGCCAGGCUGCGUGUCAGACACCCCCCAGGCCCCAGCUCCCUGUAGCAGCGGCACGCGCUUUCCAUAUUCCCCCCGCUUCGCUGAGAUGCAACUGACAGGUAACCUUGUGCGAGUGUGAGACGGAGGCUCGUAUGACGCGAUGCGCGCAUACGCUGGGAGAUGGUGACCACGACCAGGUCGCUUGCCUUCAGUAAGGUCCUUCACCUCCCGUAAUCACCCGUCUCUGGUGCGCGGUGGGAACAUGAAGCAUGCGGCGCGGUGUCGUCGACCACGGUCACCACGCGGCAAAUCAGAUACCGAAACUCACUCGUCUUACACCGGGAAGUUUGUUUGGCCGACAUCUCCCCGUUUCCCCCACUCACCAGCCCCUGGCAACCACCGUUCCAGGCUCUGUUUCUGAGAACUCAGCUUUUCUAGAUUCCGCAUUGUAUGCAGUGUUCGGAUUUACCAGUGUGGUGAACCUCAUCAUAGCACUGGAACAGGACGGAAUCAUUGACGGGUUUGUGACACACUACUUGAGAGAGGGUGAACCGUAUCUGAACACGGCGUACGGGCACAUGAUCUGCUACUGGGAUGGCUCUGCUCAUUAUCUGAUGUAUCUGGUGAUGGUGGCAGCCAUAGCAUGGGAGGAAAGCUAUAGAACCAUUGGCCUCUACUGGGUUGGAUCUAUUAUCAUGAGCAUUGUUGUUUUUGUGCCAGGAAACAUUGUGGGGAAGUAUGGAACACGCAUUUGCCCUGCUUUCUUCUUAAGCAUACCAUACACUUGUCUUCCUGUCUGGGCUGGUUUCAGAAUCUAUAAUCAGCCGUCAGAAAAUUAUAAUUAUCCCUCAAAGGUCGUUCAAGAAGUGCAAGCAAAGGACCUGCUGAGAAGGCCAUUUGAUUUAAUGCUGGUCGUGUGUCUCCUCCUGGCAACUGGAUUCUGUCUGUUCAGAGGCUUGAUUGCUUUGGAUUGCCCGGCUGAGCUCUGCCGAUUUUAUACACAAUUUCAAGAGCCCUAUCUAAAGGAUCCUGCUGCUUAUCCUAAAAUCCAGAUGCUGGCAUACCUGUUCUAUUCUGUCCCUUACUUUGUGAUUGCGCUUUACGGCUUAGUGGUUCCUGGAUGCUCCUGGAUGCCUGACGUGACACUGAUACAUGCUGGAGGUCUAGCCCAGGCUCAGUUUUCUCACAUCGGUGCUUCUCUUCAUGCUAGAACCGCUUAUGUCUACAGAGUCCCUGAAGAAGCGAAAAGCCUCUUUCUAGCAUUAAACAUAGCAUAUGGAGUUCUUCCUCAGCUCUUGGCCUAUCGUUGUAUCUACAAGCCAGAGUUCUUUAUAAAAACAAAGGCAGAUGAAAAAGUUGAAUAAAAGUAUUAUUUCUUCCUCUCUAGAUGACUGACUUUUAUUCCUGGUACUGAUCUUCUGUCCCAUUUUACUCCCUUCCCAUACAGCAAUGCUUAAAAAUAUGUAAAUUCGGGCUCCGCACUGUAUGUGUGAGCUCUCACAUGGUAUUGUGUGGGUAAAUUUUCUUCUCUUGAAGGAUAAGUGAAGUUGAGAAACAGUUUAAAGAAAUCUAUUCAAAAUUAUUUGUGAGUAACUUGACCAUCUAUUUCAAUAUUCUGUCUGCACAUAUUAAAUAUAACUGUAAACAUAUACAAUUUAGCUCCUACAAUAGUGAGCACGAAAAUGAAACUAUUCAGAAGUGAAUAUGGCCUGUGCAUAUUAAGGAAUUUAGAACAGCAGAUACAUUCAGGAGAAAUACUUUUUGCAUAUAAGAUAUAGAUGCAUCAUUAUCAACUUCAAUAUAAAAAGCAAAUUAUCACAUUAUUUUCAAAUGUUAUUUGACAAAUGUUUUCCCAAGGAAAGUAUAUUAUUCACUGCUGUUAUAAACACUGCUUUUCAUAAAAAAUUUUUUGUGAGUCUAAAUGGCUAAGGAGGGAUCGGUGACUUUAUCAGUACCCUUAAUGAAUACCUGUUUUAUUGGUGACUGGAAAUAUUUCUAUUGUAUUUCUGUGUAUAUUCUUAAUAAAUUAUUUUUGGCCUUUUAUGAAAACAAAUCUUAA